AUGGCGCUGUUCGCCCGCCGCGGGGUCGUGCGGCAGGCCCGUAAGGUCAAGACAGAAAGCAGUGACGAGGAGCAGCAAGAGCAGCAGCAGCAGCAGCAGCAGCAGCAGCAGCAGCAUCCGCGCGCAGCGACUUUGAAGGCUGCUGCUGCUGCUGCAGCAGGGCUGCCUCCCCCGCCGGUAGUACCAGCAGCAGCAGCAGUGGGGCCCGCAGUAGUAGCAGACAGCCUGCUGCACAGCGCAGCAGUGACUGCAGCAAAAACGCAUGCAGCAGCAGCAGCAGCUGCUGCUGCAGUGCCCCCCGAGCUGCAGCUGCUUGACGAGACCUUUCAGUCCGCCCUUAAAGAUCUGGAAGAUGAUGAGGACCCGCAGCAGCAGCUGCUGCGGCAGCAGCAGCAGCACCUGGAGCAGCAGCAGCAGCAGCGCGGCCUGCAGCCGAAGAAGAAGCUGCUCGCAGCAGGGGCCUGCGCCGUCGGCAGCAGCAGAGUCUUCGCCCAGCAGCAGCAGCAGCAGCAGCUGCUGCAGCAGCAACAAGCAGCAGCAGCAGCAGCAGCGAGGUCCCAGCGCCUGAGCUUCGGCUUUGCCGACGAAGACAACGUGCCCUCGCAGCAGCAGCAGCGAGGAGCAGCAGCAGCAGUGCGGGAGUCUCUUGAGGAGCUGCUGCCCAGCAGCAAAUCUCCUCGGCAAAGCAGAAGCAAGCACAGCAGCAGCAGCAGCAGCAGCAGCAGCAGCAAAGACGCAGGCAAUCGGCGCAGCGGCAGCCGCGACUCGGACGUGCGGUCGCGGGCCAGCAGCAGCAGCAAAGACAGCAGCAGCAGCAGCAGCAGCAGCAGCAGCAGCAGCAGCAGCAGGGGUUCUGGCGAUAAGCCAGUUCUUGUAGUAAACCCCACAGGCAGCGUUGGGAUUGUUUUGAAGGCAACUCACGCCAGCACGAGCAGCAGCAAAGGGAGCAGCAGCAGCAGCAGCAGCAGCAAGAGCAGCAGCAGCAGCAAAGAUAGCAGCAGCAGGCGCCACGAGUUCGCACCGCGAAGCAGCAGCAGCAAAGACAGCAGCAGCAGCAGAGACAGCAGCAGCAGCAGCAGCAGCCAUUCUGCGCAGAGAGGGUCUGACGCUGCUGCGAGGCCCGGCAGCGGGUCGCCUGCUGCUGCAGCAGCAACGGGAGCAGCAGCAGCAGCUGCUGCUGCAGCAGGAGGCGGCGCAGCAGCAGCAGAGCCGCGAAUCUUCUCCUUGGCAGAACUGGAAGACAGAAGAUCAGCAGCAGCAGCAGCAGCAGACGAAGCUGGAGAGCUGCCUUUUGCUGCUCUGGCUCAAGUGGCCCGCAGGUCGCGGCAGCAAGCCCGAGCAGCAGACAUGAGCAGCAGCAGCAGCAGCAGCAGCAAAGCAGCAGUGCCCUCCGUGUCUUGCUUCGGGGAGUACACCGAAGAAGACGAAGCUGCUGCAGCAGGAAGCAGCAGCACCAGCAGCAGAAGCUGGCUAGCCAGAGAAGCCAUGCUGCAGCUGCGGGGGGUCCCGCUGCUGCAGCAGCUUUCUGAAGAGUCUGAAGAACAGGCAGCACUUGAGGCCUGGGAAAGAGAGCAGAUCAUGAAAGGGGCUGGGAGGAAGCAGCUGCUGUUGCAGCAAGAGAAGCUUGAAAGACGGCAACGGCAGCAGCUGGAGGAGCAGCAGCAGCAGCAGCAGCAGCAGAUUCUGAGCUCGUUCAGCGGCAUUAUUGGGCAGCAGGAUGCCCUUGCUGCUGAAGCUGCUGCUGCAGACGAGGGCGCAUGCAGCAGCAGCAGCAGCAGCAGCCUAGUGCGGCCUGCAGCAGAGCCUAAGAGAGCAGCUGGAGCUGAGAGUGCAGCAAACUGUUUUGCACAGCUGUGGGCCAGCAGCAGCAGCAGCAGCAGCAGCGGCGUCGGCAGCAGCAGCGCGGAGCAGCAGGCUGCAGCAGCAGUUGCGUGGAUUGAAGAGCAGGCAGAGCAGCAGGAAGACGAGCAGCAGCAGCAGCAGCAGCAGAAGCAGCAGAAGAUAAAGUGGAAAAAGGAAGCAGCAACAAAAGUCACCUCCCUUGAGCUGAAGCAGCUAAAAACAGAGCGGCGGCUGCAGAAGCUGCAGGAGUUCCUGGUUUUUGUUGAGGACCUCAGCGGCUGCAUCCAUGAGAAGAAGCCCGCCGUGAAAAUGGCAGUGGAGGCUUUGCAGGAGCUCGAGAGUGGAGACGCGGACAGGACGACCCAGCGCCGCUUGGGGGACUUAGGCCGUUUGCUGCCAGAGCGCAUUGAUGAAUUCGGCAGGAGUUUGAGCCUCCAGAAGCGGAGAAAGAGGUACGGGCCGAAGCUGCGGCAGCAGCAGCAGCAGCAGCCGCUGGGAGAAGUGCUGCGGCAGCUGCGGAAGGCCCCACACCCAGCGUCGCCUGAGGCCGUAGAGGCUUUCAGAGCAGCACGCGCAGCAGCAGCAGCAGCAGCAGCAGCAGCAGCAACAGCAGCAGCAGCAGCAGCAACAGCAGCAGCAGCAGCAGCAGAGGAGCUCGAGCCUGCAGCACUGGGGCGCUGCGAGUGCUGGGGGGACGUUUUGGGCUCUUGUGUCUUCACAAGCGACGAAGAAGGCCCCAGCAGCAGCAGCAGCAGCAGCAGCAGCAGCAGCAGCAGCAGCAGCAGCAACGGCAGCAGCAGCAGCAGCAGCAGCUCAAGAAGACACAAAACCAAGAGGCAGUUCCUGCAGGCUGUUGCUGAAAUAUUUGCUGACGUGAGGCCGGAGUACAGAGAGGUGCGUCGCAUAGUGGGGGAGUUUGCUGCAGCAUGCCGGAACUGCCCCGAGGACAUGGUGGCGCUGCAGCAGCAGCUGCCACUGGCUGAGCAGCUGCAGCAAAGUGUAGAGACUGUUGCUUCUUGGGAGCUGCUGUGGUGGCAGCCGCUGGACACAACGUUGGCUCCGUCGACUGCUGCUGCUGCUGCUGCUGCACUUGAGUGGGUCAAGCAGCAGCAGGUGCUGCAGCAGGAGCAGGAGGAGCAGCAGCAGCAGGAAGAGGCGGGCGACAGCAGCAGCAGCAGCGCAGCUGACGACGCCGAAAAGCCUCCCGCGGGCGACGCUGGCGCAGCAGCUGAAAGCCGCUCUGCUGCUGCUGCUGCUGCUGCUGCUGCUGCUGCAGCAGCAGCAGCAGCAGGGGCCCUCGACAGCGGCACGGGGCCCCUCCGGGACGGCAGCGUCGUCAGCGGACGAAUUUUGCGGGGGGGAAGAGAAGUGGCAGAUUUUGAUUUCAUAAGAGACAUUUUUGCUUUUUGUCAAGAAAUGGAGACCCUCAGCAGCAGCAGCAGCAGCAGCAGCAGCAGCAGCAGCAGCAGCAGCAGCAGCAGCGGCAGCAGCAGCGGCAGCAUCAGCGAGGUUGCAGCGGCUUUUGCGGACCUGCUGCUGCAGGUGGUGAAGGAUGUCGUGCUGCCCAGGGCGCUGCACUCGCUGCAGCAAAUGGACUGCUGCAGCUUCACUUCUGCUGCUGCUGCUGCUGAGCUGCUGCAGGAAAUGCUGCUGUUCAGGGCCCCCCCAACAGAGGCAGCCAUUACGAAGCUGCUGCAGCUCUUUGUCUCUUCUUUCCUCAGCACUAUUGAGAGUCAGCUGCCUGUGCAGUGCGUGAAGCGUGCGCAGCAGCUGCAGCAGCAGCGGCAGCAGCAGCAGCAGCAGCAGCAGCAGACGGCGAAGGCAGAAGGAGAGCAGCAGCAGCAGGAGGCCGACGCUGCUGCUGUUGAGGUGUACGUACACCGCGCGCUCAAGGCUGUUGGAGUUGCUUCCUUUUUUGAAGGCAUUCUCAGCGAGCAGCUUAUGCUGCACAUAGUCAUGCAUCACCUCUUCGAGCUGCGCGUUCAGCCCUUGCUGCCGCUGCUGCCGCGUCGGACAGGUUUGCUGGUGCUUCACGGGUUUGUGCGUUUGCUGCCUCUCAAGUGGCUGCUGGUGCUGCAGCAGCAGCAGGAGCAGCAGCAGCAACAGCCACAGCAGCAGCAGCAGCAGCAGCAGCAGCAAAAGAAUGGACUGUCUCUACUGCUCAGCAGCUGCCUCACCUUGGGAGAGGAUCUCACAGAAGAGGCAGACAGGGCAGAGAUGCUGCUGCUGCUGCAACGCAUCAGUCCAAAAGCGCAGCAGCAACAGCAACAGCAGCAGAGCCGGCAGCAGCAGCAGCAGCAGCAGCAGCAGCAACAGCAGCAGCAGAGCGGCGGUAGCAAGCAGGGGUGCACACCCACGGGGGCCCCAGUGCGCACAGACACGCCAGCGGUGUGCUGGUCUGCAGCAGCAGCAGCAACAGCAGCAGCUGCAGCAGCAACACCAGCAGCAACACCAGCAGCAACACGAAACAAGCAGCAGCCACAGGAAGCACAGCAGCGAGACACUGGCCGCAGCUGCACAGCAGCAGCUGCAGCAGUAGCGGCAGCAGCAGCAGCUGCAGCAGUAGUGGCAGCAGCAGCAGCAGAGGCAGCAGCAGCAGCAGCAGUCGAGGAUCCAUGGCGCAGCGUGGGCGAGAUCUCUUUUCGUAUUGUCAACCCUUGGGGAUCUAGCAGCAGCAGCAGCAGCAGCAGCAGCAGCAGCAGCAAUAUCGAGUGGCUGCCUCUCGGGUCAGUCAACAUCAGCAGCGCAACAGCAGCAGGGCCUGCUGCUGAGUGGCUGUCGUACCGCGGCGAGGCCCUUGAUGCUGCAGUGCAGCAAGCGCAGCAGCAGCAGCAGCUGCUGCUGCAGGAGCAGCAGCAAUUCGGCGUCCACGAACAGGAGACUAUUUUCCCCGCUUUGUCCCUGAAGGCAGAGGGGGGCGAGGGGGCCCCAGCUGUUAUAACAACAACCCCACUGUCGGUGCUGCAGGAGCAGCAGCAGCAGCAGCAGCAGCAGCAGCAGCAGCAGCAGCAGCAGCAGCAGCAGCAGCAGCUUGGCGUGCUGCGGUGUGCAGACUCAUCCCACCCUUUCACUCUCGAGCUGCACCUGGGCAACUCGUCGCUGCAGCCUGUGGGCAUUGCUGUGCUUGGAGCAGCAGCAGCAACUGAGGUGCAGCAGCAGCAGCAGCAGCAGCAGCAGCAGCAGCAGAAGCAGCAGCAGCAGCAGCCGCUGCGGCGCGCGUUCUGCUCCCCCGCAAAACCCGCGCUGCUGCUGUCUGUCUCUCCCAGGGAGCCGCAAGCUGCUGUGCUGCUGCCAGCUUCUGCUUACCCGCAGCCAGCAGCGCAGCAGCAGCAGCAGCAGCAGCAGCAGCAGCAGCAGCCUUCGCUGCUGCAGACCUACUGGUGGGUGCUGCCUGUGAUCCUCGUGGUGCAGCUGCUGUCCCGGGGCUUAGCAGCAGAAGAGGAGCCGCCGCCUGCUGCUGCUGCUCCUGCUGCAGCAGCUGCUGCUGCCAGAAGCAGCGGCAGCAGCAGACCACAGGGCCCCCACCGCCGCAGGGGCUAG
This is a messenger RNA of Eimeria necatrix, 5382 nucleotides long. RefSeq lists its product as hypothetical. The record is from RefSeq and is a predicted model, not a curated record. The transcript has 14 exons. Gene Ontology annotation, molecular function: transcription cis-regulatory region binding. Gene Ontology annotation, cellular component: nucleus. NCBI's taxonomy places the organism in Eukaryota, Apicomplexa, Conoidasida, Eucoccidiorida, Eimeriidae. Gene Ontology annotation, biological process: regulation of transcription by RNA polymerase II. The coding region runs from base 1 to 5382 and encodes 1793 amino acids.